This is a messenger RNA of Thunnus maccoyii (southern bluefin tuna), 1951 nucleotides long. Its product is annotated as cold shock domain-containing protein C2-like. Gene Ontology annotation, biological process: regulation of mRNA stability. Gene Ontology annotation, cellular component: cytoplasm. Gene Ontology annotation, molecular function: mRNA 3'-UTR binding. NCBI's taxonomy places the organism in Eukaryota, Metazoa, Chordata, Actinopteri, Scombriformes, Scombridae. The transcript has 4 exons. The record is from RefSeq and is a predicted model, not a curated record. The coding region runs from base 456 to 923 and encodes 155 amino acids.
CACACACACACACACAUACAGACACACACAGAGUCGCAUCACGCCAUCGGAAUCUCCGCCAGCUGCGCAGACUCAGCAGCCCUCACACCGUCACAUCAGGGUUCUCCGUCGCUCUGCGCGGAUUUGGUCGACUUAUUUAUUUAAUUACUCGUUAUAUAAUCCACACCGACUUUGAACACACACAUCCUCACACACUGAUCGACCUCAACCUACCUGCAUCCUCCUGACAGACUUGAAUUGACAGCGCUGACCUGGAUAACUGCUGAGACUGUGUCCCACACCGAGGCCUCUCCAAGCAGAGGGACUAACAGAUACACCAGCGGACAGCCAGCGGUGCCAGCAGUUCAUCAGCAGCCUGCAGCUCCAGCAGCAGCGGCAGCAGCAGCAGCAUCCGUUUGAGAGGAAGCGUUCACACCAUCCUCCCCCAUCCUCAUCCUCCUCUUGUCACAUCUGACAUGGCAGACCCCAGCCUCACGUCGCCCUCCGAAACCCCACUGCGCUCCCCCAACGCUCAGCUCACUCUCUCCUUCCCCUUCCUGAGGGAGGGGAGCCGGGUAUGGGAGGAGAGGGCGGAGCAGGGGCUGCCUCGGGAUCUGCCCAGCCCGCUGCCAACCAAACGCACUCGCACCUACUCAGCUACGGUACGUGCUCACUCAGGUCCGGUGUUUAAGGGUGUGUGUAAGAACUUCUCCAGGUCACAGGGUCACGGCUUCAUCCGACCCUCCCACGGCGGCGAAGACAUCUUUGUUCACAUCUCAGACAUCGAGGGGGAGUAUGUCCCAGUUGAGGGCGACGAGGUCACGUACAAAGUGUGCCGGGUCCCACCGAAAAACCUGAAGGUUCAGGCGGUGGAGGUGAAGAUCAUACAUCUCAACCCAGGGACGAAACACGAGACCUGGUCUGGGCAGAUCAUCAGCUCGUAGGCCUGAGCUCCAGGCCUGGUGGGUGGUGCUGGGCAGGGCUGGGUGAGGGGUGGUGGAGGUGUUGUGGGACUGAUAACUUACAUUCUGUGCUCAAAUUCUUUUUUUUUAAUUUUUUAAACAUGUUUUACCUACACAGCAAAGUGUCCAGUGUUAUUAAAUGUCAAUAAAUUCAGUUGUAGUAGGCGUUGACAGUUUUUACACUCUGUUGAAAACUGUCUGUCUACUGCUCUGAUAGUUUUGCCAUGUAUUGUUAGGAAAAAGUCACAUUUGUUUUAUUUAUUCAAUUUUUUUUUGUUCAAAGUCAAAUUUGAGAUGGAAUUAUAAAGUCACCAGCGGGGAUCCGACUUCUAAACUGAGAGGAGCUAGGGGGCCUGAUUUUUCUUAGAGAUCAGCUGUAUGAAGUAUUAAAUAUUGGGAAAACUGAUAAACAACUGUGGUGCAGAUCUGCAAACUGAGGCAUGACCGCUGAGUGUACAUGCAAGGAAGAGAGCAAUGUACGAGAAAAGGCUAAAUUCAGUUUUACUUCCCUUCUUUGCAGCUGUUAUGCACUUGUUUACUUCACCAAAGUUUCCAGGAUCACAUGUUGGGUGCAGUAAUUGGUCUGAUGACUUAUUAUCUCAACCUACAUACACUGUUUUACCAUCAAGUGCAGACUUUGGGAAGAUGAGUACAAACUUUGAAUUCAACAAGAGGAUGUAAAAGCAAGUAGUUUAGAGAAAUGCGGCUGAAGAGAUUUGUGUUGCUUAAGUGAAAGAAAGAUAACACUCUUUUGGGUUUCAGGCCACCAGUUAAGAAACAUGACCAAAGAGGCCAAAACAAGAGGAAGUUUUAUUUUUAAACGGAGAGGGGAAUGUUAUGAAGGUCAGAGAGAGAGUAAGAGAAAUUCAGAAGGAAAUCUACAGUUUGUUUUUAUCAGAAAAAGCAAGAAGGGAGACCAGGACUGAAGCAGAACCACCACAUUAAAGGAUGGGUUCUCAAUUUUCAAGUCUGCCUUAAAACAACAGUCAGGAGCCCAAAUGAACACUGAA